AUGUCGAGUUCUUGUGGUGGACGACCACCAAAGCAAAAGAUUCCCCUUUGCGAGAAAUUCACAGCAAUUCCAGGCACUCUUUCCAGCACCCUCCUCAUCAACUCUGGCGGCAUCCACAUUCAUUCCGACAUCCUCAUACCCAACUGCUCAUCAUGCCCAACAACUUCAUGGGUAUCUCUGCCAGCUCCAUCAAGUGCGAUCAACCAAGUUACGGUGGUUGUCAGCGCCAAAGCUAAGGGAUUUUCUCCCCUUAUUAGGUGCGAUGUAAUCCCAUAUCCGCCUACUCGAUUGACCGAGUUACCAACCUCCUUCACGAGGUCGAGCUCCCUCGAGGUUGAGAUUUUAAGAUCCCACAAGCCGGAGAUAACUACUGCCAACCUUCCCCUGGCUAUUAUACCUUUUUUUUAA
Molecule: messenger RNA, 408 nt
Organism: Striga asiatica
Lineage: Eukaryota; Viridiplantae; Streptophyta; Magnoliopsida; Lamiales; Orobanchaceae
Source: the annotation of a GenBank genome assembly